This is a messenger RNA of Neodiprion fabricii, 4017 nucleotides long. RefSeq names its product ring canal kelch homolog (gene kel). Lineage: Eukaryota; Metazoa; Arthropoda; Insecta; Hymenoptera; Diprionidae. The record is from RefSeq and is a predicted model, not a curated record. The coding region runs from base 388 to 2235 and encodes 615 amino acids. Gene Ontology annotation, molecular function: protein binding. The transcript is spliced from 8 exons.
GUUGCAACUUUGUUGAUACGAGUACCCUCGCAUAUCUAUAAAUACAUCGGACGCCAUCUUUGGUGUUUACCAGUAGUGCUGUAGCUGAAACUUGGUUUUAGGCUCGACGUUCGUUGAAGAGAGUGUUUUCCGUUUUCAAAAAGUGGCCGAUGAUAGACAGUGAAAGCUUAAAUUAUAUCAUGAUGAUUCUAAGAGUGUAUCGAAUACGUGUUGUGUUCAAUAGUCGAAAUUCCGUGUCCGAGACGAUGAUUUAGUCGGAAAAUAGUGUUGGCACUUAACGUGCGAGAUAUCCGACAUACAUACAUCUCUCGUCGUAUUUGUAUUUAAUGGAAUGUCUAUAGAUUAAUUUUCGACUACUAAACUGUACUAUCAGGAAUCACCGAGGACAUGGAGCCAUCAUCGAACAGCGGAAGCGGCGAUGGAAAUGACACCAAGGGCAGCUGUUUGCUACUGCGCUACGCAAGCCAGAAUUCGCUCGACGAGAGCUCACAGAAACACAUUCCGAGGGAAAAUGGAAAGGACAAACCACCCUAUCGAAACCACCAUCACACUAAUCGGGCAUUCGACGUGAUGAAUACCAUGAGAAAGCAAAACCUGCUUUGCGACGUGACCUUGGUGGCGGAUGGCGGGGUGGAAGUUCCUGCCCACAAAAUGGUGUUGGCCGCGUGCAGCCCGUACUUUUAUGCGAUGUUUACGAGCUUCGAGGAGCGGGAACGAGAGAGGAUCACUCUGCAGGGUGUUGACCACGCUGCCCUCGACCUCCUGGUCGACUACGUCUACUCCGCAGAGGUUCACGUCACUGAGGACAACGUGCAGGUGCUUCUGCCGGCGGCGAAUCUCCUCCAGCUAAACGACGUCCGUGACGCGUGCUGCGACUUUCUUCAGGCCCAACUCCAUCCGUCCAACUGCCUUGGCAUCCGAGCCUUCGCCGAUCUCCACGGGUGUAUGGAGCUCCUCGCGCACGCCGACAGCUACAUAGAACAACAUUUCUCAGAGGUAGUCGAAGGAGAGGAGUUCCUCACCCUGACCCCGCAACAAGUCGCCAAGCUGAUAUGCAGCGAUCGUUUGACUGUUCCGUCCGAGGAGAAGGUGUUCGAGUGCGUUAUAUCAUGGGUCCACAACGAUCUGGAGCGAAGGCAAGACCACCUUGCUCAGCUGAUGGAGCACGUCAGGCUGCCUCUCCUUUCUCAGGAGUAUCUAGUCCAGAGAGUCGAACAGGAACCACUGCUAAAAGCUAACUUGCAGUGCAAGGACUUUCUCAUCGAAGCUUUGAAGUACCAUCUCCUCAAAGGGGAGCAGAAAACCUUGUUCAAAACCGCAAGGACCAAACCACGGCAGCCGGUCGGUUUACCCAAGGUUUUAUUAGUUGUCGGGGGACAAGCACCCAAGGCCAUCAGAAGCGUUGAGUGCUACGAUUUUAAGGAGGAACGAUGGUACCAAGUUUCCGAGCUUCCUACGCGACGCUGUAGAGCUGGACUUUCCGUUCUCGGUGGUCGAGUUUAUGCUGUUGGAGGCUUUAACGGUUCUCUCAGAGUUCGAACAGUAGAUGUUUACGAUGCGGCGGCUGAUCAAUGGUCAGCCUGUCCAGGCAUGGAGGCUCGAAGAUCAACCCUGGGCGUCGCAGUCCUCGGCAACUGCAUCUACGCGGUCGGUGGUUUCGACGGUUCAACCGGGUUGAACUCGGCCGAAGUCUACGAUCCUCGGACCCACGAGUGGAGGAUAAUUGCACCGAUGUCAACGAGGCGGAGCAGCGUCGGCGUCGGCGUCGUUAAGGGCCUUUUGUACGCGGUUGGUGGUUAUGACGGUGCCUCUCGGCAGUGCCUCUCGAGCGUCGAAUGUUACAAUCCGGAAACCGAUCAGUGGAAAGCGGUACCAGAAAUGUCCUCACGUCGAAGUGGUGCCGGGGUUGGAGUCCUUGACGGUAUUCUGUACGCCGUUGGAGGUCAUGAUGGGCCGCUGGUAAGGAAAAGUGUCGAAGCCUUCAACCCCGAGACUAAUCAAUGGACCUCCGUCAGCGACAUGGCUCUCUGUAGAAGAAACGCCGGCGUUGUCGCGUUGAACGGGAUGUUGUACGUCGUUGGCGGCGAUGACGGAACGUCGAAUCUCUCCUCGGUCGAGGUGUACGCUCCGCGUACGGAUACGUGGUUAACCCUGCCAGCAUGCAUGGGAAUCGGUCGCAGUUACGCCGGUGUGGCUAUAAUCGACAAGCCGUUGAUGGGAACCCUGACGAUGUGAGGUAUGCCGGCCGCUGGACACCCGUUUGACGUAGAUAACGACGUGGAAUCGACCACCGAUCAUCUACGGGAAUCGGGUCCCAGCGGCACUCCGUCCAACCACUCUGAGCAGAACGCACCUCCGCUUUACCACCAGCUUAGCCACGACUGCGAGGGGCCACGUUGCCUGUGCCAGAGAUACGAGAACGGGGAACUUGCCGCGGCUGUUCUGAACCAGAACCGGAACCCGAACGAGCUUAGGGACUACGAAAAUCAUCAGAACGUCGGGCGCGGUCAUCGGCGCCCAAACCAGAGCCACCCGAACCUGAAUCCGAACUAUCAAAACCCGAUCGAUUUCAUCGCGAACGACAACCAUGCGACCGGAAGAAGGGGCGGAAGUGGACAUGACCGCGACCGCCGGCACUACGAGCCUGAAGAAAACAUUUACGAACGUCUCGACGAGGUGCAGGGCUGCAGGGAAGGUGAUCAUACCUACGAGCGCAUAGACGAUAGAGCGUGGCAUCGCAGGGCUCGGUACCGGACGUCCGGUCCCCAAAACGUAGCUGGACCCAGCGACGUCUACGUCGACUCUAGGCGCAUAACGGGGCCCUCGUGUCUGAGCAGGCUGGGGAGGAACUGUUUCUCGACCGAGAACAUUGCCUCUGCGUCGAACCGACGCUACGUAUAUCAGCUCGGUCAGAACUGCACGUGCCAAUUUUGCAGACAUCUCGACGCCCGCGCUGUCUGCCAAUACUGCAACAACUUCCACGACAAACUCCGGUACCAGGAUCCGGGGACCCUUCCCAACCUCGCAGGAUCAAGACACUACAUAUAUCAGCUAUCGAGGAGUUGCAGGUGCGCCUUGUGCCGAGAUGAUUCGCUUUAUGCCCGCUUCCCCAUCAACUCAAGACUCUCCGAUUCGUUCAGGCGGGACUGCCACUGCCGAAAUCCGGGAACCUGCUCGUGCAGGAGCAGAUUUUUGUCGUACUCAAAUCCCGCGAUCUACAUCGGCAGGAUUAACCAUGCGGUAAACAAUCCACUCUACGCGACCCCCGUCGGCAUUUUGGACCCGAACCCGUCAACGUCGAGCGGUGCGCAAGGACUCGGCGAGCCCUCGACCAGCACUGGUCGGACCUCGGGUAAUUACGCGUCGAGCAAUCCUUCGAGCUCCGGGGUUCCCGCUUGUUCGGGAAAUCGAUCAAGCGAUCGUCAGCACGUCUGCGAUGACUCCUGCAUACGGAAUCCCAACGUCGGCGGUGUCUAUCAGAUCCUGGGCAAGUGUGAGAGAGCCGAUUGUCAUCACGGCAGGGUUUCCAUACACUGGGUGUUCGUGAAUAAAUGGGUUCCCUCGUGGAGUGCCCAGGAUUCUGUACCCGAGGCCGACGCUAAUCCCGAACCUGCGUCCAGAGAUGACGAACCUCGAAAUCAGCCGGAAGGUGACGCGGACGAAUCCUAAUUUCUGAGAAUUCUUGACUGCGUGUCAGUCAAUUGUAAACAAGGUAGAUGAAAAUGUAAACAUAAUGAUAUUAAUAAUAAUUACCCCAAUACCUCUAAUCCUUUCCUCUUUAAAAAUUGUGAGCCUCAAAUAGUAUAUCUAUAUUUCUUAUCUCGUAUAUAAUAAAUCGAUAUGAUUGUUCUAUUCUUACAUCACGUGAUUGGAUAUAAAAACGUUUCGGUAUGUCCUUACACUCCUACAUAAGUCCUCGUCGAACAAUAAUAAUUGUUACAUGUGUUGUAUGUAUCUACCUAUUUCCAUGUUUUAGGAAAAAAAAUAAUGAUGUUAAUAAAUUAGUAAUGCAGCUGA